Messenger RNA from Musca vetustissima, 1422 nucleotides. RefSeq names its product epsilon-sarcoglycan (gene Scgalpha). Gene Ontology annotation, cellular component: membrane; sarcoglycan complex. The transcript is spliced from 5 exons. NCBI's taxonomy places the organism in Eukaryota, Metazoa, Arthropoda, Insecta, Diptera, Muscidae. Gene Ontology annotation, molecular function: calcium ion binding. The coding region runs from base 1 to 1389 and encodes 462 amino acids. The record is from RefSeq and is a predicted model, not a curated record.
AUGUUAUUAUCGCGUCAUCCAACGACGACCUUGCUUUUAUCAUUAUUAUGUUGCUUGUAUGCGACCUCGAACGGUCAAAUUGUGGGUCAAGCAUCGGUCGGCGAACUGUAUACAUUUAAAAUUGAACCAUCGAUGUUCAAUUGGACCCAUCAGGUGAUUAAUGAACAAUUCCGCUAUACACCAUCGUUGAAAUCAUAUCCCGAUUUACCAUCAUGGAUGCGUUAUAUGUAUAGUCAUGAACAUCAUGCCGGUUUCUUGUACGGGACACCACCAGCCCGUUUGGCUGGUAAGAAAAUUACGCUGGAAAUUGUGGCAUUGAAUAAACAAAAUUAUGAGACAAGAAAUGCCCAACUGGACAUAGCGAUUGCUUCGAAGUUCCAUGCUCCCAAUGUUGUACAAAUGAAAAUUGACAACUUGAAUUGGGUACAUUUAAUGGACCCUGGAAGGGUUGAGAAUUUACGUAAUAUUUUCCGUAAAGAUCUAUGGCCGGAGAGUGAGGCAGAUUUGAGUUUGGUUUUCAUGGAAUCGGCAGUGAAUAUGGGUGGACGUUUGCCGUUGAGGCCUCAACAGCAUGAGGGGGUUAUUGUCCACCUGGGUAGUUUUGCCAAAUUCUCGGAACGCCUAAAUCAGUUGCAGGAAGAAGUGAGACCCCUCUAUAAACUGCCCUCGUGUACUUAUAAACGUACCUCGGUACAGAAAAUCUUUGAAAAUGUUGGUUUCAAGCUGGAUUGGUGUGCCUUUAAAAUGGUAGGCACUGAUUCGGCACCCGAAGUUCUACAUCACAAUCAUGAUUCGGCGGCUGCUAAUGGCAAUAACAAUAAUAAUAACAACAAUAGAGUUAUUGGUCACAGUGAAAUGUUAAAUUUGAAAAGGCGUACAGAUCGUUGGCAUGGUAUGGCUCGUGAGGAUGUUCCCAUACGAAAUUAUAUUGAUGAAUUCGCUUUUGCCUUUGCCAUACCGACAGUGCUCUUUGGACUGCUAUGUGGUAUACUAACGGCCACGUUGUGCUUCAGACAUCAGAAAUUACACGAUCCAAAAUCGGAAUUCUUUUUUGAUAAUAUUUUUCAUAUAUGUGAAGAAGAGUGUUUAGAAUCGUCACAUGGUUCUGAUACAGAUUCUAAGCAAGAAGAUCAAGAAAGCUACAAGGAAACUUAUCCCACAACAUCAUCCACGGUACAAAUGGUACAGUAUUCCGAUACAAAUUCUCAACCGGUUACCACUUUGAAAAGUCUUAAGGAUCCCAAUUGUCUGUUGGAUAAUACCAGUGUUCGCUCACAAAGUCCCACCAGUUUCUAUCAAACUGAGAGUCCAUCUAAUACAUACCUAAGGCCAAAGCCACCACCAUAUAAGGGCGGCACUCUAACACGUAGCGGUGGUGUGGAUAUAUGACAACCAACUUCGACUAGUCCACGUAUUUUGUAC